ACGGUAUACUAUAUUUGGAGUUUUUUGGUUUUACCUGAAUACUAUAUUUAGAAAAUGCGUCAUUUACUUACCUGAAGGGCAAGGGCUUAAAUAUAUGUUGUUAUAUUUCUUUAUAUCUAUUAAGUACAGGGAUUUACAAACCACGGAGAUUUGCGUAAAAACAAUGAGACAAGAUUAUGGAUAAAUUUCGUGAAAUUGGCGUGCAAACGACCUUUGAUGAAGAUGACGUCUUUGAUAUUUCACCAACGUCAACAUUACACCGUGGUUCUCUGACGUCACCAACGUCGCCUGGGCAUUCGUCGGGCAUACUUGCACGUGUGAGGAAUUCAUUCUCUAGCCAGAAAGUGAAGGAUCUGAAACGUCAGUUACGGCAAUGUGAAGAAGAUAUAGUGCGGAUAAAAGAAGAGUUGCAAGUUACGAAUAAGGAAAAUAAUGACGCCACCUUGCGACUUUCAAACAUCCUGAAAUGUAACCCAUUCAAUAUUUACAUCAGUGGGGCAUGCAGGAACGUCCAUGUCGGGGAUUCGAACACUCUGGUCCAAAACUCUGGUACUGAUGAUGUUAUAGGAGAUCUUGAAGAACUGACAGGAAAACUUACAGCGGCUGUGCAGGAAAACACACGAGAAAGAACAAACGCUGAGAUUAAAUUGAAAAACAACGAGAUUUUGCUGAAGGAGAUGAGGGAAUCUCUCAACAUGUGUACCAAAAUGCUUGAUAAGCUCGACAAAAGCACGUCCAACAAACUAGGUCACGUUAAACAGAUGCUCGAAUCGUUGACCUCAGACCGUACGGACGACCGUGUGAUUAGAGAAGGUAUUGAACGCAUGCGCCAGCAUGUCAUAGACCGGAAGAGAAUUGUGCGAGUUGCAGACGAACUACCAUGGGCUAUACGUGUCGCUAUUUAUAGACUGGUGAAUAAAUUCGAUAAUUUUACUUGGCAAGAAUUUGCCGAGGUUGUCGGGGUUAACGAAUCUACAAUACAGUCCCGUGGCGGCAGGAAAAAAGAUGCAGACGACAUUGAGCAUUCGGAUAUCCUUGACAACGAUAUGUGCGCCAAAAUUCUUGCUCAGUGGAUAACACAGUCGGAGGAAAACGAUGCUGACAAAUUGAUGAACAUUAUACAAGAAUUUGAUGCUCAAA
Molecule: messenger RNA, 1140 nt
Organism: Ruditapes philippinarum (Manila clam)
Lineage: Eukaryota; Metazoa; Mollusca; Bivalvia; Venerida; Veneridae
Source: RefSeq, a predicted model, not a curated record